Messenger RNA from Phaedon cochleariae (mustard beetle), 1009 nucleotides. Lineage: Eukaryota; Metazoa; Arthropoda; Insecta; Coleoptera; Chrysomelidae. The record is from the annotation of a GenBank genome assembly.
AAAUUAGUGACAUAUGACUUCUGGACUUUAGUGACACGAAUUGUUGAUUGUUUAUUUUAUUCUGUUUAAAGUUUUAAUAAUUUUGUCCUGAUAAAAGUGAAAAAGUCCUAAAUCCAUUUUAUAAGGGUUUAAAUUUGUUCAUUUACAAGGAACAUUAAUCACUAUUCCAAAUGUUGGACGACGUCAAACAUAUAAUUCUGGUACUGUCUGGCAAAGGUGGAGUAGGAAAAUCAACAGUCAGUACUCAGUUAGCUUUAACGAUGAAAGAAAAGGGCCACAAGGUUGGAUUAUUGGAUAUUGACUUAUGUGGCCCAAGUGUUCCUUAUUUGUUACAGCUGGAAAGCCAUGAUGUACACCAAGCUGAUGGAGGGUGGGUUCCUGUUUAUACUGAUGAAAGUCAAUCCUUGGCAGUUAUGUCUAUUGGAUUUCUUCUUAAUGAUAGAAAUACUGCUGUAGUAUGGAGAGGUCCUAAAAAGACAGCUAUGGUAAAACAGUUUCUCACAGAUGUCUGUUGGGGAAAUUUAGAUUAUUUGAUAAUUGAUACACCACCAGGUACUUCUGAUGAGCACAUUACAGUGAUGGAAAACUUAAAGUCUGUUAAAUUGGAUGGAGCCAUAAUAGUAACUACUCCACAACAAGUAUCCACUGAAGAUGUAAGAAAGGAAAUUACAUUUUGUAAGAAAACUGGGAUUCCAAUAUUAGGAAUCAUAGAAAAUAUGAGUGGGUUUGUUUGUCCCCAUUGCUCAGAUUGCACGAACAUCUUCAGUAAAGGUGGGGGAGAGUCCUUAUCAGAAAUGAACAAAAUACCAUUCUUGGGAACACUGCCAAUCGACCCGCGGAUAGGACAACUUUUAGGUAAAGCAUGUGUGAAGGAACUACCAGAUUCCACCAGUGCCAAAGUAUUUUGUGAAAUUGUUAAACAAAUUAGUGAAACAACAUAAUAGAAAAUAUAAUAUAUAUAUAUCUUUCUGAAAUAAUAUCUUUAUGUAACAUUAUAAUGGGUCUUCAA